Messenger RNA from Manis pentadactyla (Chinese pangolin), 1648 nucleotides. It is a transcript of the gene GDE1, whose product is annotated as glycerophosphodiester phosphodiesterase 1. The record is from RefSeq and is a predicted model, not a curated record. Lineage: Eukaryota; Metazoa; Chordata; Mammalia; Pholidota; Manidae. Gene Ontology annotation, biological process: lipid metabolic process. The transcript has 6 exons. Gene Ontology annotation, molecular function: phosphoric diester hydrolase activity. The coding region runs from base 156 to 1151 and encodes 331 amino acids.
CUGUGGCCGCCGCCGCCGCCAUUGUGCGGCGCUGGUUCCCCAUAAAGGGUGCCGGCUUCGGCGUGUACUUUGGGCUCUCGCCCUCGCUUCUCGCCUUGCUGUCCGGGGAGCCCGGCGGGUCCGGGCCUCCCGUUCGUGCCGGUGCGGGCGCCGGCAUGUGGCUGUGGGAGGAACAGGGGGGCCUCCUGGGCCCCUUCUCGUUCCUCCUGCUGCUGCAGCUGCUGGUGACGCGCAGCCCCUUCAAUGCCUGCCUCUUCACGGGCAGCCUCUACCUCCUGCUGCGUGUCUUCAGUUUUGAGCCUGUGCCCUCUCGCAGGGCCCUGCAAGUGCUCAAGCCCCGGGACCGCGUUUCCGCCAUCGCCCACCGCGGCGGCAGCCACGACGCCCCCGAGAACACUCUGGCGGCUAUUCGGCAGGCAGCUAAGAAUGGGGCAACAGGUGUGGAACUGGACAUUGAGUUUACUUCUGAUGGGAUUCCCGUCUUAAUGCACGAUAACACAGUAGAUAGGACGACUGAUGGCACUGGUCGGCUGUGUGAUUUGACAUUUGAACAAAUUAGAAGGCUUAAUCCUGCAGCAAAUCACAGAUUAAGGAAUGAUUUUCCUGAUGAAAAGAUCCCUACCCUGAGAGAAGCAGUUGCAGAGUGCCUAACCCAUAAACUCACCAUCUUCUUUGAUGUCAAGGGCCAUGCAAAUAUGGCUACUGAUGCUCUAAAGAAAAUAUAUAUGGAGUUUCCUCAACUAUACAAUAAUAGUAUUGUCUGUUCUUUCUUGCCAGAAGUUAUCUAUAAGAUGAGACAAAUAGAUCAGAACGUAGUAACGGCUUUAACUCACAGACCUUGGAGCCUUAGCCAUACAGGAGAUGGGAAACCGCGCUAUGAUACUUUCUGGAAACACUCCGUGUUUGUGGUACUGGACAUUUUGCUCGAUUGGAGCAUGCAUAAUAUCCUGUGGUACCUGUGUGGAGUUUCAGCUUUCCUCAUGCAAAAGGAUUUUGUAUCCCCGCACUAUGUGAAGAAGUGGUCAGCUAAAGGCAUUCAGGUUGUUGCUUGGACUGUUAAUACCUUUGAUGAAAAAAGUUACUACGAAUCACACCUUGGUUCCAGUUACAUCACCGACAGCAUGUUGGAAGACUGCGCAUCUCAGUUUUAGACUUAUCCCCAGGGAUGAAACAUGGGUAGAGAAACUACCUGCUGGCCUUAUGCAGGGAGAUCCAAAUACCCUUUGUGCUAGCCCAAGCCCCAGGGGAUCAGGUGGCUCUCACAAACAGUAGUCCGUCAUUGCAUUUUCAUCUGAACCAAAGUAAAACCUGGUGUUACCACCAUGCUCCAUGGAAUGCCUGAGUUCAACACUAUUGCUCUUGAAAAUCUGGGUCUGCAAAAAGGCCUCACAGCUUUUAAUGAGAGAGAGACCACAGAUGGUCUCUCUCUGAGCUGAGGCAUACAUGGAGACCCAGGGAGGAUGAGCACAGAUUGAGUUGUGCAGUUUGGGGGUGCACAUGCAAACGCAUGGGAAAUGCAUGAUCACUCAGAGUUGGUAUUUUAAAACUUGACACACUUAUGUAAUUAUUUAAAAUAUUUGUAUUCAGCUGUUAUCAAUGUACUGUAGAUGUCAAACUUGUAACCGUACUAAUGAAAUCAUUAAAAGGA